UCGUUUCUCACGACUCAGACAAUCUCUCUCGCCUAAAACACAACAACUUUCAUUUUUCCGACGAAAUGGCGAGGUUCGGUCUGGUUAUAGUCGUGGCUCUUAGUCUCACCAUCUCUAUGUUCCCGGACACAACCACAGCUCAGCUCAAAACCAAUUUCUACGGAAAGGUAUGUCCGAAUGUUGAACAGAUCGUGAGAACAGUCGUCCAACAAAAAGUCAAGCAGACCUUCGUCACCAUCCCAGCUACCCUCCGUCUCUUCUUCCACGAUUGCUUCGUCAAUGGGUGUGAUGCGUCGGUCAUGAUUCAGUCAACGCCUAAGAACAAAGCUGAGAAGGAUCAUCCAGACAAUAUUUCAUUGGCUGGAGAUGGAUUUGACGUUGUGAUCAAAGCCAAGAAAGCUCUUGACGCAAUCCCAAGUUGCAGAAACAAGAUCUCUUGUGCUGAUAUUCUUACUUUAGCCACCCGAGAUGUUGUUGUUGCGGCCGGAGGACCGUCGUACCCGGUGGAACUCGGAAGGUUUGAUGGUUUGGUGUCGACUGCAGCUAGCGUUACUGGAAACUUGCCAGGGCCAAAUGACAAAGUUACAGAACUUAACAAGCUUUUUGCCAAAAACAAACUUACCCAAGAGGACAUGAUCGCUCUUUCAGCGGCUCACACACUUGGAUUCGCCCAUUGUGGCAAAGUGUUCAACAGAAUCUACAACUUUAACCGUACUCACUCCGUUGACCCAACUCUAAACAAAGCCUACGCUAAAGAACUUCAAGCGGCUUGUCCCAAGAAGGUUGACCCAAGAAUCGCCAUCAACAUGGACCCAACCACUCCAAGAAAAUUCGAUAACCUUUACUUCAAGAAUUUGCAACAAGGCAAAGGACUCUUCACUUCCGACCAAGUUCUCUUCACCGAUGGCCGCUCAAGGCCCACCGUUAAUGCUUGGGCCAAGAACUCUGUUGCCUUCAACAAGGCGUUUGUCACCGCUAUGACCAAACUCGGCCGCGUUGGAGUUAAGACUAGACGCAACGGUAACAUCCGUCGCGACUGUGGCGUAUUUAACUAAGAGAGGGAAUCAUAAACAAAACAAAACUGAUUAUCCCUUUUUCUUUUUUGUUGGAUCGAGAUUUGUUUCUUUGAUGAACUCUGAAUUUUUUUCUUGGUGUCUCUGUUUUUGCUUCGUGUAUUUCUGAAAAAAUAUUAACAAUUUUUAUACUUUUUUUUAUUUUGGCUGUAA
Molecule: messenger RNA, 1226 nt
Organism: Camelina sativa (false flax)
Lineage: Eukaryota; Viridiplantae; Streptophyta; Magnoliopsida; Brassicales; Brassicaceae
Product: peroxidase 73-like
Biological process (GO): response to oxidative stress; hydrogen peroxide catabolic process
Molecular function (GO): heme binding; peroxidase activity
Source: RefSeq, a predicted model, not a curated record